Lentinula edodes (shiitake mushroom) is the source of this 1437-nucleotide messenger RNA. RefSeq names its product GTP binding protein. The record is from RefSeq and is a predicted model, not a curated record. Gene Ontology annotation, cellular component: microtubule cytoskeleton; septin ring; septin complex. NCBI's taxonomy places the organism in Eukaryota, Fungi, Basidiomycota, Agaricomycetes, Agaricales, Omphalotaceae. Gene Ontology annotation, molecular function: GTPase activity; GTP binding; molecular adaptor activity. The transcript is spliced from 8 exons. Bases 100 to 1041 code for a protein of 313 amino acids. Gene Ontology annotation, biological process: cytoskeleton-dependent cytokinesis.
CAAAUUUGUGAGGCGAUUUGACCUGUCGAGUUUGUUCAGCUUUCCUUCCACUGCUCACGUCCUUCACUUUUAAGUCGCCCCGUCACUUUCAAUUAAACAAUGGCUGAAGAGGAAAUUAUUGCGAACUCUUACGUUGGUUUCGAUACCAUCACGCAGCAAAUUGAGCACAAGUUGCUGAAGAGGGGAUUCCAAUUUAAUGUCAUUGUCGUUGGACAAACGGGACUGGGCAAGUCGACGCUCAUCAACACUAUCUUUGCCUCGCACUUGAUGGAUUCAAAGGGUCGUUUUGCUGCCGACGAGCCUGUUCGUCAGACUACAGAAAUACAAACUGUCUCUCAUGUUAUUGUUGAAAAUGGCGUCAAGCUGAGGUUGAACAUCGUUGAUACUCCUGGGUACGGUGACCAGGUCAACAAUGAGGGAUGCUGGGACCCAAUCAUCAAAUACAUUAAAGACCAACACAGCGCCUACCUUCGUAAAGAGCUUACCGCGCAACGGGACCGUUACAUUCAGGACACCCGUAUUCACUGCUGUAUAUACUUCAUCAACCCAACCGGUCACUCACUCAGACCUAUCGACGUAAUUGUGAUGAAAAAAUUGAGUGAAGUCGUCAACGUCGUGCCGGUUAUUGCCAAGUCGGAUACGUUGACGGUCGAUGAGAGGUUGGCGUUCAAGGAUAAGAUUCGGGAAGAACUUGUGUACCACAAUAUACGUCUCUACCCCUUUGAUACUGACGAAGACGAUGAGGAAGAAGUUAGUCUCAACGAGACCAUCCGCUCGAUCAUCCCCUUCGCCAUCGUCGGUUCUGAAAACAACGUCAUCAUCAACGGUGCACCCGUCAGGGGGAGGAAAAACCGUUGGGGUGUGGUCAACGUUGAGGAUCCGGGUCAUUGCGAAUUUGUAAAUUUGAGGAACUUCCUGACCAGAACACAUCUUCAGGACCUCAUUGAAACAACAGCCCAAAUUCAUUACGAAGCUUUCCGUUCCAAGCAGCUGCUUGCGCUCAAGGAGGGUGUCAACCAGCGUCCAACAACCGGGCAGUAAAGGAAGAGAUUGUCUCUCAUUCUCGCUAUCUUCACAUUCGGUGUGCCCUGCUCAAAAAAUGAUACCCUCACGACACGGUGACAGUCCGCGUCGUUUUUCUUGCGAAUGGAUGGUGGGAGAUGGAUUAUGGAGGGAGGUUCCGUGGAGCAGCAUCUGGACAUCUGAACAAUAUUUCAUUCUAGUCACUCUCUUCAUCGGUCUUUCUGUUUUUCGCCGUCUCUAUUGGAUGUCCCCAGUCCUUUCCUCCAGCCCCAGUUCCUGUCUUGUCUUGUUUCUUAUACCGAUGGAUACUUGUAGCUAGUUCUGUACGUGCAAUCGUACUUUUAGUAUUCUUCCACUGUUGAAGUGGCAUCUGUUUGCGUUCAUUCUGAUGAAGUUAUCCUUUGAUGCUUUCAA